AGCCAGUGUCGUUCAAUGGCUACAACCAACAUCUAUGUGAUCUGACCCCCCACAUGCUUGUUGCUUCUUUCCUUCUACUCUGUCCCUUGCUCACUUUGCUCACUCUGUUCUAGACAUACUGGUAUCUUUACUGUUCCUGGAAUAUGUUAGACACACGUCUGCAUAGGGCCUUUGCACUGUUGUUCCCUUUGCAAAGUUCCCUGGAAUACUUUGUUGUUCCCUGGAACACUCCUGCCUGAAAUAUCCACAUGACUUAACACUUCUAUGGUACUUGCCACUUUUUUACAUACUAUGUGAUUUGCUUUUUUUUUUCAUUAUAUUUAUUUUCUUACUGUUUAUCUCUUCCUGCUAGAAUCUAAAAUCUAAGAGGGAAGAAAGUUGUCUUAUUUAGUGAAGAGUAACAAUCAGAACAGUGCCUGACAGAUGUAGGCACUUAAUAAAUAUUCAGUGAGUGCAUGAGUGAUCAGGAUUCAGAAAUGGUGGUUGACAGCUCUGAGUUAAUGUUAUAGGUUCAACUGUGGCCCCCCCAAAAAAAAGGUAGAAGGUGGAAGUAUUAGCCUCCAGCAUCUCACAGUGUGAUCUUAUUUGGAAGUAGGAUUUUUACAGAGAUCAUCAAUUUAAAGUGAGGUUAUUAGGGUAGGUUCUAAUUCAGUAUGGCUGGUGUCUAUAUAAAAAGGGGAACUUUGAACACAAAGACACAGGAAGAAUGCCAUAUGAUGAUGAAGGUGGAUAUCAGGUGAUGCAUAUAUGUACUGCCAAUGGGUUUCACCCCCGGGCAAGUUCACUAUGGAUUCAACGUGACCAAAGAAAUGACAGUAGGACGUUGUUGGGGCGAAAGGGUUUAUCACCCGGCUUGUUCUCCUGGUGGCAGGUUGAGCACUAGCAUCUCUGCCUCUGCCCAGAGCAUUGGGCCUAGCUCUCCGUAUAGUGCAAUAAUCGCUUAUUGCCUACUGGUGUGGAAGCGUUAGCCUAGCAACAGGCUAGUUACAUCAUCAGUGGUUAAGUUCAGUGAGGAUCCUGGCCAUAGGAACCCCAACUUCCCCACAAUGUACAAGCCAAGGAACCCCAAAGUUUGCCUGCAAACCACCAGAAGCUAGGCAAGAGGCAUGGAGCAGAUUCUCCCUAACAGCCCUGAGGAAGAAUCAACUGUGCCUACACCUUGAUUUCAGACUUCUAACUUCCAGAGCUGGGAGACACAAAUUUCUUUGGUUAUUUUAAAAUUCUAAGACUUUAAGUGUAGGGUUCUUUGUUAUGGCACCUCUAAUAUAGUUCAUUUCUGGAUGUUUGGGUAGGUCUAAAUGAGGUUUAAAAACUCAAUUAGAUCAGGAGGUGCCUGGAAACUUUGAAGCAGUGUGUAAACUAGAUAUAAUAACUAAACAAGAAUGUGUCUCGAAGGGCGAACUGUGUCUGCCCAAGGACUCGGUAGGACAAUUGCUGAAUUCUGUCUUACUUCUCUUGUCUCCAUUCUACUCCUACUCCUCACUGUUGCCACCACACAGAAACAUCUAAGUCAUAGGGGAAUUCCUAGCUUAUGUUUCUCAUGAAAGCUUCAGCUGGGCGACAUUCAGCAACUCUUGAAGAUCUUCCUCCAAGCCUGAAUUAACUGGUUCUUGCAUCUAAUCAACUCAACUGCUUUCUGGAAAACUGGGAACCUCUCUGAUGCAGAUAUCCUCAUUCUCCACUUGACAAGACCAUGGAAGAUCUAGAGGAAAUAUUAUUUGAAGACUUUGAGAACUACUCCUACGCCGUGGAAUAUUACUCCCCAGAGUCUGAUUUGGAGGAGCAGGUCCACCCAGGAGUCGUUCACUGGGUCUCCCUGGUGUCGUAUUCUCUAGCAUUUGUUCUGGGAGUCCCAGGAAAUGCCAUUGUCGUUUGGUUCACAGGGUUCAAGUGGAGGAAGACAGUCACCACUCUCUGGUUCCUUAAUCUGGCCAUUGCAGAUUUCAUUUUUCUUCUCUUUCUGCCCCUGUACAUCUCCUAUGUGGCCAUGAAUUUCCACUGGCCCUUUGGCAUCUGGCUGUGCAAGGCCAAUUCCUUCAUUGCCCAGUUGAACAUGUUUGCCAGUGUUUUUUUUCUGACAGUAAUCAGCCUAGACCAUUAUAUCCAUUUACUCCACCCUGUCUUAUCUCAUCAGCACCGAACGCUGAGGAACUCCAAGAUUGUUGUUGUAUUUGUCUGGCUUUUGGCUUCUCUGAUGGGUGGUCCUGCCCUCUACUUCCGGAACACUGUGGAGUUCAAUAACCACACUCUCUGCUAUAACAAUUUCCAUGAGCAUGAUCCUGACCUCACUCUGAUGCGGCAUCAUGUUCUGACCUGGGUGAAGUUUAUUUUGGGGUACCUCUUUCCCUUGCUGACAAUGAGCAUUUGCUACUUGUGUCUCUUCUUCAAGGUGAAGAGGCGAAGCAUCCUGGUCUCCAGUAAGCAUUUCUGGACCAUCCUGGCUGUGGUUAUGGCCUUUUUGAUCUGCUGGACUCCUUAUCACCUGUUUAACAUUUGGGAGCUCACGAUUCACAGCAAUAGCUAUUUCCAGCAGGUGCUGCAGGCCGGAAUCCCCCUCUCCACUGGCUUGGCAUUCCUUAAUAGUUGCUUGAACCCCAUCCUUUAUGUCCUCAUUAGUAAGAAGUUCCAAGCACGCUUUCGGGCUUCAGUUGCAGAAAUACUCAAGCACACGCUGUGGGAAGUCAGCUGUUCUGGCACAGUGAGCGAGCAGCUCAGGAACUCUGAAACCAAGAGCGUGUGUCUCCUGGAAACAGUCCAGUGAAUUCUUCUUAUUCCACAAAUCAGUGUAAGGCUUGUGUGUGGGUCCCCUAACAAGGUGAUUUCUGAUUAUUUAGUGCCAAGAUACAGAGCUGACCAUAUCUUGUUUUGGUCAAUUUAUUGGCAUCACACUUUUGUGUGGACACAAAAAUUAGGACAGAUCUUACCUUUGUUCCCCCUGCAACUUAAAUUAUCUAUAUUAUUCUUGCUAUACCAUAGUGGAAUUGAUCACCACUAUUGAGAUAAUAUGAGUUACUGUAUUUUUCAACUAAAUAACUUUUAGGUGUUCGAUCUUAAGUAUAUGAUUAACUAAUUUCAAAAAUGUUAAAAUGUGUUUGUCUAAGCUCACUUUAAUUUUGCACAAGUAACCUAUUUGACAUUCUUAAAAUGCAGCAUGUGUCCUUAAUUUCUUUAUUUCAUGUAAUCUGUGUAUAUACAUUUAUGAAUUAAAGUAAUAGUUGGUUAUAGUA
This is a messenger RNA of Manis pentadactyla (Chinese pangolin), 3227 nucleotides long. It is a transcript of the gene CMKLR2, whose product is annotated as chemerin chemokine-like receptor 2. Gene Ontology annotation, cellular component: plasma membrane. The transcript has 2 exons. Gene Ontology annotation, biological process: inflammatory response; complement receptor mediated signaling pathway; phospholipase C-activating G protein-coupled receptor signaling pathway. The record is from RefSeq and is a predicted model, not a curated record. Lineage: Eukaryota; Metazoa; Chordata; Mammalia; Pholidota; Manidae. Gene Ontology annotation, molecular function: G protein-coupled receptor activity; complement receptor activity. Bases 1694 to 2761 code for a protein of 355 amino acids.